Molecule: messenger RNA, 2005 nt
Organism: Strongylocentrotus purpuratus (purple sea urchin)
Lineage: Eukaryota; Metazoa; Echinodermata; Echinoidea; Camarodonta; Strongylocentrotidae
Product: peptidase M20 domain-containing protein 2-like
Exons: 7
Coding region: 158-1351 (397 amino acids)
Molecular function (GO): dipeptidase activity
Source: RefSeq, a predicted model, not a curated record
CGCGGGACUCGAACCGCAGGCCUCGUGAUCCACAGUCCGGUGACACAUCCACUCGACCACAACACCUCUCGCAUAAUGUCUAGAAAUUUCUUAUCUCUGUUUUUCUUUUUCUCCUUUUAGGGGUCUGUUGAGUUAGUCUACCUGUAAGACUAUUACUAUGACCGAGUGGAACAAGAGAAAGCAAGUGGCCCAGGCUAAGAUAGAUGAAUCAGCCUCAGAUCUCAAUAACAUCAGCCAAGAGAUUUGGUCCCAUCCUGAACUGGGUUAUGAGGAACAUCAUGCUCACAAGAUUCUCACAGAUUAUCUGGAAAAGGAGGGAUUUGAGGUGACAAGAAAUUAUCACUUAGAGACAGCAUUCAAGGCUACAUAUGGAACUGAUGGUGGCAUCCAUGUUUGUGUGAUCUCUGAAUACGAUGCUCUUCCUGAAAUUGGCCACGCCUGUGGACACAACCUGAUCGCAGAGUGUGGAGCAGCCGCAGGUCUAGGGAUCAAAGCUGCAAUGGAGCUGGAUGGUACUCCCAUAGGAAGGGUGACGGUGCUUGGUACGCCGGCAGAGGAAGGGGCAGGAGGCAAGGUAGACCUGAUCAAAGCUGGGGCCUUCCAGGGGAUGGAUGUAGCUAUGAUGGCACAUCCUUAUGCUUACACAGUACCACAACCAGUAGCCUUAUCAAUGUUAGAAACAAAAAUUCACUUCACUGGUCUUGCUUCCCAUGCCUCUGCAGUUCCCUGGGAGGGAGUGAACGCCUUGGAUGCAGCUGUAAUGUGUUAUACUAGUAUCUCAGUCAUGAGACAACAGCUCAAACCAGAAUGGAGAGUUCAUGGUGUCUUUACUAAUGGCGGUGCCAGGCCUAACAUCAUUCCUGAAGAAGCGGAACUCUUGUACUACCUGAGAGCUCCUGACAGUAAGCAGCUAGACGUCCUCCAGGCAAAGGUCAAAGGUUGUGCCAAGGGUGCAGCUAUAGCAACAGGGUGUGAGUUAGAGUGUAAAAGUGGGUGCAACUAUGCCAACAUGAUUCACAACAAUGCCCUAUCAUUAUCCUUUGAGAGACAUGCAGAGAUCUUAGGAUUCAGCUACCCUUCCGAGAGGAGAGGGGAGAAGGGAGGUUCCACGGACAUGGGUAACGUCUCCUAUGUCCUUCCCAGCAUACACCCCAAGUUUGGCAUCCCUACAGAUUCAGGCACUCACACCCCUGGUUUCACCAAGUGGGCAGGUAUGCUUGAAGCACAAUCACCCACCCUGAUCCAAGCCAAGGCCAUAGCUAUGACUGGUAUAGAUGUGAUGGAUCCUAACACUAACUUGCUCAAGAGCGCCCAGGAGGAGUUUAAGAAGGCCGUCAGUGGCCUCACGUAGCAUAGCUUAUACAAGUGCAUUUUUAUACAGAGAAAAGAGUCGAUAUAUAUAUAUAUAUAUAUAUGCAACAGAUAAUAUAUUUUUGCUGUAACAUUCUUAUUGCAAUGAUUUUGAAAUGCUAUGUACAGAGAUGCUAUAUAUAUAUAUAUAUAUAUAUGGUUAAAAGGCCUCUCUCUACACGGGAGGCAAAUAUGUAUGACUUUUUAUGAAGAGUUUCAUGGAAGUGAGGAUGCCAUCCCAUCCCAAGACGUAGAUUGACAAUGUCUCUGGUAUUGCUACAUGUUCCGAUGAUGAUCUGAUCUCAGUUAUUUACCACUUUAAGAUAUUCCAGCCAGCACUCCAGUUCACGCACAGGAGACACCUUACGUCCUUUUGAUGCACAUACGUGUAGCUAUCUCACUUUCCAAUCCUUUCCUCCAGCUGUGUGGAGGAGAGCCAUCGAUCCCCUCUCUCAGGUUACUCCACUUUGGAGAUUAUGCUAUAUAAAGAAGGGCAUAUUUGUGGUCUGUCAGACUGAGAUGUUGUCAUUCUGCGUCCAUCGUGUAUACCCUAGCCAUAUCAUAGAGAUGCUGCCAAGAACACUGCUGACCGCCAUCACCCAAUAAGAGGCUUUAAAGCCCCACUGCACUACUAAUAGCUACUUGCACCCUCUAU